AAAAGGGUGUGGCCACAUAAUCCUCCCGCUCUGCGCCGCCCUAUUAUUCAUGAGGAACAUUGUGUAGAACUAGUAACUGUAUAGGCGCUGGUUGAAAACGAUCCAAUGAAGGAAAGAGUGCUGAAUCAUUUCUUGUAACUGUAAACGGAAGAAAAGAAAAUCAUGGGUAUAUCAUGUAGCAGAGGCUUUGUAGACUGAUGUCCCUGCAGGAUACUCAGAAAUUAUACUCCGUGUUUGCGUGUCAGGACUCGAUUACACUCAGUUUAAGACGCUGGGUUUUGAUUUCAGAUCGAGGCUUGGAACGCACGGAUGUAAAUAGUGAGUAGACGACGCCCGAAACCCGCCUAGUGAGCCCGAGCUCAGCCAGUGUUGGCGAGUAGGAGAUAAUCCAAGUCUUCAGUUUGGUGCUCGACUGAUAAAAGGAGAUGGCGACUGGCGAGCACAGAGCAGUAACGUGAGGGGGAGGAGCUAAUGUCACUUCUCUGGGACUUCAGUAGGACUAAAAUGACUCACAUCAUCUCCUGGGAGCCUUUCUCAGGGCCUUGUGUCUCCAACACACACGUGACUGUAUUUAUCUGUGGCCUCUGCGUCACCAUGGAAACCAGACUCUAAAUUCCUUCUUCAAAAUGAACCAGUGACAUUCGUGUCGUUCUUUCUCUGGGGUCGAGUCCUGUCACCUCUCCAGUAGUGACGAGCGAAAUGUCUCAUCAGAUUUCAAUUUGAAUAAAAAGAUUUGUAUGAAUUGUGCAAACAAACAAAAAACGCCAAAUAUUCCCGUCUCAAGAUUUUGUGGCCAAGCGAAAUGUGACAAAUUUGACUCUCUUGACUUUCAACGUCUGACUUUGCUUCUUCCAGUGCCAACGGCUUUAUACAGAGCUUUUCAAAGUACAUCCAAGUGGUGACCGUGAAUUUGAGAGUGUAGAGUUGGGGGAUAUGCGAAAAAAGAAGAAAACCCCUCGGCAAAUUAUCCACUUUGCAAGUGGUGAGACCAUGGAAGAGUAUAGCACUGAUGAGGAAGAGGCGUUACAAGAAAGAAAGGAUGUUUUGCCAGCGAUUGACCCGUCAAAGUUAACCUGGGCUCCAUACUUAUGGUUCUAUAUGCUGCGUGUGGCAACGUCAACUCUUUCAGUUUGUGAUUUCUUGGGGGAGAAGAUAGCUUCUGUGCUGGGUGUCAGUACCCCGAAGUACCAGUACGCUAUUGAUGAAUACUACAGAAUGCAAAAAGAGGCAGAAGAAGAGGAGGAAGAGAACGAAAUGUCAGAAAAAGCAGAGAAGCAAUACGAGGAUCAGCAAAGCAAGAGCGAAACAGCCACACAGCAGCCUGAGCCCAUCGCCAGCUCCUUUGUCAACAUUAGUUUUGUCAUGGAAGAAGGGGACGCAGUCAGUCUGUCCAAAAAGCAGGAACUUUCUGCUGUCCCCACCUAGGAGUGAAUGGCUUUGUUGUCUUUGUGCUGGGAACUGAAGGGAAAAUCACUCUUGCCAAAAAAACUGUGCCUUCCUCAGAAACUUCUCUCCAAAUGAAAAGUCUACAACCAUCCAGCUGUAACUUGUACCAGUGAUAUUGGCACACGUCGGUACCGAUGAUGAUUCCGGCAUGCAGUUUGUUAUUGAAGCAACAGGAGAUAUAAAAACAACCCCCCCCCCAUCUCAUGGGCAAUUCCCUGUGCACAGCCUUGUAAGGAUCAAACAUGAACCAUCAGGGUCAUAGAGGUUCAAGUGCAAAGCAUUACCAAGAUUUGCUCUAUUAACAGGUCAUUCUGUUCAAAGCCUUUUCUGUGAUGACUACUGGGGGGGAACGAGCAACGGUCAGGAAAAAAUGUACAUUUUCAAACUUACAUGACUUAGAGGGGAACUUUCAUGAAAAUGUAAUAUAAGCUUCAUCAUACUGAAAUAAGAAACUUUGUUAAUACAAUCAAUUAAAUAUUCUGUACUGUUUCUGAAAUAAUCAAGUUUAUCUUCACUAUUCCCACUAUUCUCAGCAUCUGUGUUUCUUCAUUCUGUCUUCAUGCAGCAGUU
Messenger RNA from Xenopus laevis (African clawed frog), 2016 nucleotides. It is a transcript of the gene fam177a1.S, whose product is annotated as family with sequence similarity 177 member A1 S homeolog. The record is from RefSeq and is a predicted model, not a curated record. The transcript has 6 exons. Lineage: Eukaryota; Metazoa; Chordata; Amphibia; Anura; Pipidae. The coding region runs from base 934 to 1425 and encodes 163 amino acids.